UCGGUCCGCUGCGCUUUCCCACACGGAGUUACUGACGGGAGACGUCAUAAGAAGGACUUGAGGAUUUAUCAAGAUGCAGUUUUGUUUGUUUGUUUCUCAAACUGCAAGUGCGCACGUUAUUUUAAUUGAAAACACGCGCUUUUGAUAUCGCAAUGAUCCACUGCUGCGUUCAGGAUAUUUGAAUCUAUUGAAUGGCUCAGAGUUGGAUUGUGUAGGUCCCAGAGCGCACAGACGAACACGCACACCGUUUCAGCUGGACUACAAACGCCGCUCUAGGUUCCAGGGCGACUUAACCCGACUGUGUUUGACGAGAUAAUAACUGUGGCAACAUUUACAGAGGGGCAGCCGCUCAAUAUCAGGGUGACCAUGCCCGGGAUGAUGGUGUCGCUCACGGGGUCAGCAGUGCUUCUCUUAUCCGGAUUGGUCGCUCCGCUCUGCUUGGUCAGGGCUUUUGGCGAUGAGGUGGAGGAGAUGACCUGCGACCCGAUCCGGAUCAGCAUGUGCCAGGGUCUCGGUUACAACGUCACCAAGAUGCCCAACCUGGUCGGCAACGUGCUGCAGUCGGACGCAGAGCUGCAACUGACCACGUUCACGCCGCUCAUUCAGUACGGCUGCUCAAGUCAACUCAAGUUCUUCUUGUGCUCAGUUUAUGUGCCAAUGUGCACAGACAAGGUUCCCAUCCCUAUUGGUCCAUGUGGCAGCAUGUGUCUGUCGGUCAAGAAAAAAUGCCUCCCCGUGCUCCACGAGUUUGGCUUCAUAUGGCCUGAGGAGCUCAAUUGCAGCCUCUUCCCACCUCAAAACGAUCACAACCACAUGUGUAUGGAGGGUCCAGGGGAUGAAGACCCUCCAUACCAGCCUGUCCGCCAUCCUCCCCACCAAGAGGAGUGUCACGCCCUGGGAUCUGCACCUGACCAAUAUACUUGGCUUAAACAGACUGAAAGCUGUACGCUGCAGUGCGGCUACGACAGCGGGCUCUACAGGCGAGGGGCCAAAGUGUUCACGGAUGCGUGGAUGGCAGUGUGGGCUGUGCUGUGCUUCCUCUCAACCACUCUGACAGUCCUGACCUUUCUCUUGGAUUCUCAGCGUUUCUCCUACCCAGAAAGGCCCAUCAUCUUUCUCUCCAUGUGCUGUAACCUGUACAGCGUAGCCUACCUGGUACGACUGACUCUUGGGAGGGAACGUGUUUCCUGCGAUCUGGAUGCUGCAGCAGUGCCAAUUCUGGUACAAGAAGGAUUAAAGAGCACCGGCUGUUCCAUAGUCUUCCUCCUCCUUUAUUUCUUUGGCAUGGCGUCCUCUCUCUGGUGGGUAAUCCUGACCCUCACCUGGUUCUUGGCUGCAGGACUAAAGUGGGGCCAUGAGGCUAUAGAAAUGCACAGCUCCUAUUUCCACAUAGCUGCAUGGGCCAUUCCAGCAGUUAAAACCAUUGUCAUCCUCAUCAUGAGACUGGUGGAUGCAGAUGACCUGACUGGGCUCUGCUAUGUUGGCAACCAGCAGCAGGAAGCACUCACAGGCUUUGUGGUUGCACCACUGGCCACGUACCUGCUUAUAGGCACUCUGUUCAUCUGUGCUGGCCUUGUGGCUCUUUUCAAGAUUCGCUCCAAUCUGCAGAAGGAUGGUGCCAAAACAGACAAGCUGGAACGUUUAAUGGUGAAGAUUGGAGUGUUUUCUGUUCUUUACACCGUUCCAGCAUCCACCGUUAUUGGCUGUUAUCUUUACCAACUCUCUAACUGGGGGGAGUUCAGGGCCAGUACCCAGGACUCAUAUGUGGCAUCAGAGAUGCUUCGAAUCUUCAUGUCACUGCUUGUGGGCAUCACGUCGGGCAUGUGGAUCUGGUCAGCAAAAACCCUCCACACCUGGCAGCGCUGCUCUGUGCGCCUGCUCAGGGACAGCAGAGCGAGCCGAGGUGGCAAGAGGGCACCGGGCGAGAGCUGGAUCAAACCAGGGAAAGGCAAUGAGACGGUGGUCUGAGGAGAAAGAAGGAGAGAAUGGACAGGAAUGGAGUUCUGCUUGUUUCUCUCUCAUGUACAGAAACUCACUCUGACAAAUGAAGGAGGUCAGAGAAUCAAUAGAUGAGACGGAGAUUGCAAAUGUGGCACAGGAACGUUGCAGGAAUAUCACCAAAACAGCCUCUGGAUGUAAUUGCAUCAUCACAGUUAAGACAGUCCUUGACCAUGUGCCUCUAUGAAGGAGACAAGAUGAGAGUCAUACAUUAGUAGCAACAAUAGCCUCUCUACCUUGAUAGACUUCCUUUGCUCAGAGAGGUGGAGAAAGCAAAACAAAUUAAGGAAAAAGAGAGAUGGAAAAGGCAGAACUAAAGCAUCAACCUGCAGACCGGACACCAAUAAGCUGUACAGCACCACGUCUACCUCUCUGUCUCUCUUUUCUCCAGAGCCUCAGCAGAAGAGACUGAACCUGCUGAAUACAAAUAAUUCUAAUGCCAUUGUGUCCUUUUAGGGUCUCCUUCAAGUUUUAAAUUUUACACUGGAGCAGGUAUCACAUAGGUGUGGGCUGAAGUUUCCCAGAAGCACCUGAUACCUUUAAAACCCCCUCCACAUUGCACGUAUCAGACAAAGUGUACUGAGAAUCUGAUACACUGCCUUAUAGCCACAGUUUGGUUAUAUUUUUCUGCUUUUUUGGGAAACUAUACUUUUUUCAGUUCAAGAGAACAGUUAAUUUUAUUCUCAGAAUUUUUGGGAAACCAGCUCUAAGCUGUUUUAUGCACUAUAGAGAUAUAAUAUGUGAAGGGUUGGGAAAGCAUUGGUAAGACUGAAAGUGAAUCAUUAUACAACACAUUUAUAUGCACAGCCUCAUUGAUGGGGAGAGUUUGGUCAGAUGUAGGUGCAAAGAAAAAAAACAUUUUGAGGUAGUCACCACACCACAAUGAAUUCUGGUAAUACCAGCUGUGACUUUUAUUGCCCCAUAAAUUUGUAAGUGCUAAGAUGUCCUGGGAAAUGAAGGAAUUUGUGCUUUUCUACGAGGAGCUCGACUAACUUCCAGUGAUGUGUAUGGUUUUCCUGGAAAUCCUGUACCGUAUAUGCUCUUGAGUCGCCAUGAAAUUCAGGAAAUUAAAUUAUUCCCUCUGUUCUUACCCAAAUAUUGUCUCUAUGGCAGGGUAACGGUUAGAGAAUUUGAGGUUAUUAGACAAUCACUUGCCAGAAUACACAUUAUGCAACAGCAAAGGGCUGUCACAGAGACAUGCAUGUGCUCACACAGAUAUCACUGUCAAAAUGUUUGGCAAUAAAAGUAAAGUGAAGACAAGUGGUCUGUAUAAGGUGUGGACCCACAGUGGGUGAAUUGUGGACUGUAGCUGUGGGUAAACUGUGUGGGCAGAGCAGCCACGCUUAUUCCACGGGCCCCAUGUGGGUGUGCCCACGCAGGGCCCACAGCAGUUUUACGUGCUGUGGCCCACAAAACACACAAAACCCCCCCAAUGUGGGGUAAAUGUAAGUAAGGCCAUGUGGGGCCAAUAGGACAUUUGCCCCUUUAGGUCCCAAAAAAGGGAAUUCUGUGGGUAUCCCAGCGAUGGCUGACCAGAAAAUAACCCAGGUGUAGCCCAUGACGGCUAGCUUAUAUUGGGCCCAUAGCAGAUUUGCCCUUUUGAAUCCCCAUGUGGGUUUUUUGUGGGCAAGCUAUAGUUGGUGUACCUACAAAAAACCUGCACUGACCUCCUUGUGGGUUCUACGGGUCCGCAGUGACCCCACAUGGGCCCCAAAGGGGCAUAUUUGUGGGCUAAAACAGCACCAGUUGUCAUAAGUAUAGUUACGCCCAGUAUAUGCUGCAUGAAGAUACGUGUCAUACCUGAGUCCUUAGGUUGAUUUAAAUUUUUUUUAUUCCUCCUGUUUAAUCACAUUAUCCCUGAAUGGCACAGAUAUGUGGAGGUUAGAGCAAUUCUUUUAGCCACUGAUGAGAGUCCUUCCUGAUUCUGGUUGUGCUGCUGCAGAUUGAAUGUAGGACCAGUAAAUACCUGACAUGAUAUUUUAACAUUACUAUUCAUUUGAACAUCUAAAGUGUCCAAAACCUUUGUACAUGAAGUAUACUCAUGGUUCUCUUUCCACAAAUCUUAUUCAUCAGCUCACUUAUGACUAUAUUUUGGUCAGUAUCAGGAAUCAAACAUCUUCUUUUGUGUGCUUUUCUUUUCUGGUCUGUAGGUGUGUAUAUUUUCUUUCUCUAUAAAUGUCACAUUAUGUCUCUCUCUCUCUCUCUCUCUCUCUCUCUCUCUCUCUCUCUCUCUCUCUCUCUCUCUCUCUCUCUCUCUCUCCCUCUCUCUGCCCAGUCUGUGUUUUUUAUAAUGCUAAUUUCCCAGACAAUCAAACCCUCAUAGGAAGAGAUUGUUGUGCAUUGUAUUUCACAUUUUCAUGGAUGACUAAAACAAGUUAUUGUCUCUCAAAUUGGAUUGGAGCUGUAUUUACCAAAUUCUGAAAUUUCUCCUGUGUCCUGUAUAUUUGCAUGACAAUCUUUCCAGAAACGUUCUUGCAUUUCUGCGAGCCUUUAUAUCUGUAGUAUAUGUGAUGUCUGUCACAUUUUGCCUUCCAUAUUUGAGAAGAAGAAGGAAAUGUCUAUUUCAAACAGUUGAAAUGUAUAAGACCUGGAGCUUUGUCUUCUUGUGUGUCCUCUGUAACUUAGUAGUGCCUCACACAUACCCCUGUUUUUGGCUUAAUGUUUGGAAUUGGACAGAAAAUCAUUGUGGGGAUUCAAUUGCCCCAAAAUAUGUUAAACAUGAGCCUUUUUUAACAUUAAGAGACAACUUUUAAUGGUUGUGGUGAAACCUAGAACCCCCUCAAGAAAGUGUUUCUUAAACCAGCGUAGCCUGGCACAUUUAUUACAUUUCCAAAGUCAAACAAACAUUACAUUCACUCAAAGUGAAUUAAAUUAACCUCUGACCACCUCCCCUCUGAGCUAAUGUAGUUUCCUUGCGAAUGUUUUGGCCGUCUCCCCUAUGACCACACUGAGCUUCAGGUAACAUUUCCAAACAAUCACAGAAUGUGCCUUGAAACCCAGUGCGUAUGUGUCAAGCUUAAUAAAGAUUGAGAACCACUGAUUAUACCGAUUUGUUAAAUGUUUGCCAGAAACCCAGAUAUGAAUGACUGCCGAAGUCAGUUCACCAGCACUGAUCGCAGCCUUUAAGGUCUGGACUGACCCCUGUGUAGAAAAGUCAAUAUCGUCAAUGUUUUAUAAUGAAAUUGCUAAUUUAUCCUUGUAAAAAAAAUGACAACAAAUUUUAAAAUGUGUUUGUUAUUUAAAACAGUUUUGUAUCAGAAGAAUAAAAAAAAAUUGUUUUCUGA
Messenger RNA from Pelmatolapia mariae (spotted tilapia), 5282 nucleotides. RefSeq names its product frizzled class receptor 4 (gene fzd4). Gene Ontology annotation, cellular component: plasma membrane. Lineage: Eukaryota; Metazoa; Chordata; Actinopteri; Cichliformes; Cichlidae. Bases 367 to 1968 code for a protein of 533 amino acids. Gene Ontology annotation, biological process: retina vasculature morphogenesis in camera-type eye; canonical Wnt signaling pathway; non-canonical Wnt signaling pathway. The record is from RefSeq and is a predicted model, not a curated record. Gene Ontology annotation, molecular function: Wnt-protein binding; Wnt receptor activity. The transcript has 6 exons.